GCAACAUAAUCAAGGCGGACUACUCACAACGUGAGAAGCUACUCUUUUUGUGAGCGAGACACCCAGUGUGGCACAAUGGCAAAGAUUGAGAAAAUAUCUCCGGAGUUUUGUGAACCUACUCAGCCCAACCAGAUCCCUGAUUCGGAAUCCGAUUCCGAUCCAGAUGACCACUUAACGAAUGUGGACAGUGGACCGAGCUCUGGGUCUGUUCGCCACACGCAGGUCAUUCAUAGCGGACACUUUAUGGUGUCCUCACCGCACAGCGAUUCAACCCCACGCAGACGGAAAAGCGGGGCCAUGGCGAGUUAUGACUUUGACAGUGUAAACAAGCCGGAUUGUCAGACUUACAAAUUUGGUCCUCUGAGUUCUGGAAGUUUAAGUAUUGAUCCAACGCUGACACGAUUGUUUGAAUGCAUGACACUAGCGUACAGUGGGAAGAUUGUGUCUCCGAAGUGGAAGUCCUUCAAAGGCCUCCGACUGCUGUGGAGGGAUAAGAUUCGUCUGAAUAAUGGAAUCUGGAGGGCGUGGUUCAUUCAGUAUGUGGAGAAAAGGAAAAGUCCGUUUUGUGGGUUUAUCACUCCUCUGGAGGGCUCAGAGGCGGAUGCACAUCACAAACCCGAGGCGAUUGUUCUUGAGGGGAGCUACUGGAAACGCAGGAUUGAAGUAGUGAUAAAAGAGUACCACAAGUGGAGGAUCUACUAUAAGAAGAGACUUCAGAAGAAUAAGGAUCUUCUGUCGAUGCUGCAGAAGAGGCCUGUUUGUGGCGUGGGGCUGGAGAAAUGGUCGAACCAGGUCUACGAGGUCCAAGAUCCCACACCAGAGGAGGCUCACAUGUUUGACCUGGACUGUUUCCUGUCAGACAUCUCAGACACACUCUUCACCAUGACUCAGAAGCCGUGUUCGUGGAGCGGCGAACGCCACAACACCUACACUAGUAAUGCAGACAUGAUCCAGCCUGGUCUGACCCCACUGCAGCCCAACCUGGAUGAUUUUAUGGACAUCCCAGACAUCUUCUCCAGUUAUCUCAGCGGGCAGUCGGUGGAGCAGACGGGCUUUACGGACUCCGGUUGGUUUGAAAGUCCGUCCACCGGGCCGUACCCCUCUACCGCUGGAGUUACAGCACCCCUAAUACACACCGGUCCUCAGGUCACACAGCCUGGUCUUCUAGCAGACAGUCUAUCUCAGCCCACCACAUCAGAUGCGUUACCCGGCCCAGACUAUCACCAUCGGCAGCCCCUGACCCCCGAGUUGACCUUUAACCCCAGUGGCAUGACCUCAGAACCAAAGUUCAAAGGUCAUCAGGAGUACAGCCCGCACAGCGAAUUCCAGCAUCAUCUUGUUUUGGGUUCUGGGGUAACCCCGUACGCUCAACAAUCUUACAGCAACCCUGACGUUGCCAUGGCAUCUUCAAACAUGGGCGCGGUGCCCCAAGGAAACCCGUAUCUCUAUCAAACAUCCUGUCACAAGUACAGAUCCAGCCCAGUCUCAGGGACCAGCAGCACUGGCAUGCCCCCCUCAGUGAUCACACACACGGGCUCAGCCAUCAGCGUCCUCCCCCACGAGCCCCAGACCCAAGGGUACCCCAGCGUCGACGACCUGUACCCCCCGACUACGUGCAUCUCCCUGGGCUACCCUGCAGUGACCGCUCCCCCCUCCCAGUCGACGCUGCCCUCCCCCAGUCUGCCCCACUGCUUCUCGGUUCCACAGCAGACGGGCGUCGCCGCGGGGAGGGGAAAACACAAACAGAAGAUGGGCGGGGCGGGUAGCAGGCCGGGGGCCACGCCCACCCCGUCCGCGAUGCCCCAGCCGACCAGCUGCUUGGCCAAACUGCUGUCCUCCAGUGCACAAGAGCGAAAACCAUCUCUGGGAUUCGAUCCCCCAUUAGCAGGAAUGAAAGAUCACAGACCGACUUCUCCCAUCUCACCAUCCAGCAGCGGCGUGGCGGUGGGCCCAGGCGGGUCACAGAUGUCUCUGGGGGUGCCUUGGCCGUCCCCGGGGGUGCCCUCGCUCACGCCCGCCGGCUCCCAGACGUCUCUGCUCGCUCACUCAGGACCCCACGCCGGCACGUCCCGAGAUUCGGCUGUGUCCGCCCUCCUCUCCCAGAACACCCCACUCCUCGUCCCCAAAACAGAGAAACUCUCCCCCGUGCAGAUCUACGGAACAGAGAAAAACGCGUUAAAAGUGAGUUUUUCCGAAAGCUCAGGACAAACGUCUCCCACGAACCCCUCAGAGAGGAAGAGCUCCAAACCAGAUUCUCCUCAUUCACUGCUCGGACAAGCCAAGACAGAGCCUCACAGAACAGAUACCAGGAGAAUCACUCAUAUUUCUGCAGAGCAGAAACGAAGGUUCAACAUCAAACUGGGCUUUGACACGUUGCACAGUCUGGUGACCACACUAAGCUCUCAACCCAGUGUAAAGAUCAGUAAGGCCACCACACUACAGAAGACAGUGGAGUACAUCAGUAAGAUGCAGCAGGAGAGAGCUCAGCUACAGGAAGAGGCUCAGAGACUCAGAGAUGAGAUCCUCAUGCUCAAUUCUGCCAUCAAUGUGUGUCAACAGCAGUUGCCUGCGACAGGUGUACCAAUCACCCGCCAGCGUUUUGACCACAUGAGAGAGCGGUUCAGAGAGUACGUUAGAGCCCAGACCCUACAGAACUGGAAGUUCUGGAUCUUCAGCGUUAUUAUGGAGCCUCUGUUUGAGUCGUAUAAUGGUAUGGUGUCCACAGCCAGUGUGGAGGAUCUGUGUCGUACCACUCUCUCCUGGCUGGAACAGCACUGCUCUCUACCAGCGCUCAGACCCAUGGUUCUGAGUUCACUCCGUCUUUUAUGUACCUCCACCUCCAUCCUGACAGAUCCCAGUCUGGUUCCUGAACAGGCCACCCAGGCUGUUACUCAAAGCGUGGCACAGCACAGCUAUACCCAGUGACUUUGACCUUUGACCUCUGACAACC
Chanos chanos (milkfish) is the source of this 2950-nucleotide messenger RNA. RefSeq names its product MLX interacting protein like (gene mlxipl). The record is from RefSeq and is a predicted model, not a curated record. The transcript is spliced from 17 exons. Gene Ontology annotation, molecular function: RNA polymerase II cis-regulatory region sequence-specific DNA binding; DNA-binding transcription factor activity, RNA polymerase II-specific; protein dimerization activity. Bases 76 to 2925 code for a protein of 949 amino acids. Gene Ontology annotation, biological process: regulation of transcription by RNA polymerase II. Gene Ontology annotation, cellular component: nucleus. NCBI's taxonomy places the organism in Eukaryota, Metazoa, Chordata, Actinopteri, Gonorynchiformes, Chanidae.